Schistocerca serialis cubense is the source of this 1338-nucleotide messenger RNA. RefSeq lists its product as uncharacterized. NCBI's taxonomy places the organism in Eukaryota, Metazoa, Arthropoda, Insecta, Orthoptera, Acrididae. The record is from RefSeq and is a predicted model, not a curated record. The coding region runs from base 107 to 994 and encodes 295 amino acids. The transcript is spliced from 4 exons.
UUAUAGUUACAGAUACAAAGGAUUGGCCGGUGGAUAACCGGUGUAUGUUGUAUGUGUGUAGUUGAUAGACGUCAAGUCAGAAGAGCGGUGUAGAAGGGGAAGCAAAAUGUUUGCGAUUGUGUUUUACGCAGCUCUGUUAUUUGCUACCACAGACUCUGCUGUUAUAUUUUUUGGAAACUUUGAAAAUGAAGUGAACAGAAUUGAAGAUUGGGCAAGAGAAAAUGCUCAUGAAACAGAAGAAUGGGUGCAGAAUGAAGACAAUAUGAUAGAAAAAUGGGCAAAAGAAAAUUCUAAUGAAACUGUAGAAUGGGCUCAAGAUGAGACAAAAAUGGGAGAAAAAUGGGCAAAAGAAAAGUUGGAUGGAGCCGAAGAGUGGAUACAGAAUGAGGCAAAGACUGUAGAAAAAUGGACCAAAGAAAACUACAAUGAAGCUGAAAAAUGGGUAAAGAAAGAGAAAGAGAUUGGAGAAAAAUGGGCAAAAGAAACAUUAAAUGAGGUUGAUGGUUGGGCGCAGAGUAAACUAGUAGAGACUCAGGAAGUUGUGAAAGCUCUAAUGCCCAAGUUUAGUAGUGACAAAUGUGUGUGUUACCAUCAGACCUGUGGAUGUUGUGUCCAUGCAGAAGAACCAGAAAUACAUUUGAAUAGCACAGUUUGUGUAAAUGUGACGUACCUGUCAGAAGAUUAUGGCAUUUCUUUCACUGUUACACUAAACAACCACACACUUUACAAUGAAACUGUAUCAGUAAGAAAUCCUCCUCCGGUAUGUGCGGGAUUUCCUUACGUGAAGGAAUUGGCAGAUAUAUGUAUACGGCUGUAUGACAUAGACGCAAAGAGUCGUACAUUUCAUGCUUGUGCACGUCUAGAAGCUCGUAUGAAAUUUAUCAUUAUUGCACAUUAUGAUCUUGGAUGUUUUACUAUUGGAUCAUCAUCUGUUGAGGAUUCAAAAAAAAAGAAUGGCUUAGGCACCCACCACCCAUCUGUAAUUCUGAUUUAAUGCAUAAUAACUUUUCUUUUGGAUUUUUGUUACUGAAAAUAUCAUGACUUGUUCAUAUUGUCAAAGGAUUGUAGUUUUAGAUAAUGUUUAUAUGUUUAAGUGACUGUUGUUUUGAAAUUUUGAAGUUAAUUUUAUAUUAACACAUGAGAGCUUUAGUUUUGUUGGUGCUAAAUGAUUUGUUACGAAAUGUUUGAUUAUUGAUGUUACCAUUUUAAGUAAAUUUCUAUUAAGCCAAAGCAGAAUGAAUUAUUGCUUCUCGUGAGACUAAAAUAUAAUUUUAUUGCAUGACUAGAUAAGCCAGUAUUUGCUACUAUGUAUUGAACUGUAAAUGCAAGUGAGUGAGG